AUGUAUCCUUCAACGAUACCCGACAUGAGAACUUUCAAAGGAGAAAUUAAUAUGGCGCACGCAGGUUACGACCACCGCCAACCAAGUGAUCUUGGUUCAGCAUCAUUGACAACAUUUGUUCCCAACAAGACGGUGGAUCAGUCAAAUAUACUCGUACCGAUGAGCGCAAACUCGUCCCCGUACCCGAAUAGAUCGUCCCAGCGCAAUGGAGAGAAACGCACUUGGGCACAGGACGGAGAUAUUCCCAAACUUCCUCCGGAGAUGUCAGAUUCCAUCGGACAACGUUACCAGCAACACAACGGUCAAAAUCCACGACGAUCGAACGUCAUUCGUAUCGAUGCAAGAAACCAUUCAGAUAAUCACUUGGAUCAGACAAAUGGAGUAAAACGGAAGGCAUCUUGCUUGCGCACCAACGUUUCGCCGAACUCUACAUCACAGAUGCCAAACGCACUCGGACCAGUGUCGCCACCGGUAGAUCACGAACAGCACCGCUACGCUUCUUUGCUCAGAACAAAUUCAUCGAACCGGUCAGCAGCUUCGAAAGGCCAGCAACCUACAGUUACUUCAGGUCAGAGAGUGCAUCAGAAACACAACUCAACUAAUGGCAGCUACGGGGGAUCACAAAUAACAGCUAGUGACACCCUUCCCCGCAACGCCAUGUCGCAAGAUGCAACUCUGCCGUAUGCUCACAGACAAAGGCACGCGUCCAUCCCAUCGGAAGGCAUGCAAGAUUACAAAAUUGUGUCAUCUGCCACCUCACUUACACAACAGGAUCAAAAAUGCCCAUGCAGCAACCUGCAAACCCACAAAAGUGAAGGAUCCCGAGUAACUUUCGCUACUGAUAAGCAGAAAUGCGUGGAUCAAGACCAACAACCGCCCCCAUACCAAUCAUCCGAGAAGACCAACGGAAAACAAGCAAUCACAUUAAAGCCUUGCUCAAAUGAUGAUCACACCGCAUCAAGCUCACUUCCAAAAAUAGAGAACAAAAAUAAAAACCAGAAGAAAAAGAAAAAGAACUAUCUUCUAUGGAUAAUACUUGUUCUUACGUUGCUUCUUCUUACAACAGUAAGUUUGUUAAUAUACUACGCAUCACAGAUGAAGGAUUCAGGCAAAAUCUCAGUCACAAACAGCGGUCGAAGCAGAAAGCCAAACGUGACGGUCGAGCCACUGAGUACAUUGUUCAGCAGCACACUGUCAAACCGACCUACCGUCACCCGGGUGACUGACCUUCCUGAUCGUAGUCAGGAUGGGGUUUGCCUUACCGACAGUUGCUUGAAGGCUUCUGCCAGGAUUCUUGCCGGUAUGGAUCGAAGCGUCGAUCCCUGCCAAGACUUCUACUCGUAUGCAUGUGGUGGCUGGCUGUCCGAAAAUUAUAUUGACCCGAGUCGAAUGGAGUACGCAGUUGCUACAAAAAUCGCGGAAAAAAACGAUCGGAUUCUUCACGAACUCCUUGUGAGGCCAUCUCCACAGCUUCGUGGAUUCAGAACUAACAACACAUCGCAAGCAGAAGAAAAGAUAAAGAUGUUUUAUUAUUCUUGCCUCGAUCUGCAUGAGAUUGAAACCCUCGGAUCGAAACCUCUGGUCGAUCUGAUAGUUUCCUUAGGUGGGUGGGCUGCAAUGGGAGAGGAAAGCCGAUGGAACUUGAAUGAACUGAUCUAUCAAAACCAUGGAGUCCUCAGUAAUAGUGUCUUCUUCUCGAUUAGCGUUAAAAUCGACCCCUUCAAUGCAAGUCAACAUAUUCUAAUAGUGGAUCAGCAGGGUUCUCUGACGCUACCGGACAGAAUUUUUUACUUUAAUGGAUAUCAGGUUGGAAACCGGAUGGAAGGACAUUUUAAGCAGGGCAUGAGGUCAAUACUUGGACUUAUACUUCCUGCGCAGAACGUUGAAGCAGUUGUGGAUGACGUAUACAACUUUGAGAAACGACUUGCAACGAUCCAAAUAUCCGUGGAAGACAUGAGACGACGUUCGUUUGCUAAGGUUUCUAUAAGACGACUAAAAACCUUAUGUCCACAGGUUGAAUGGUUCCGGUUGUUACAACGAAUUCUCACGAAGAAGCAACUGAGACUUGACACUGAGGUUAUAGUGGUUGGGCCUCAGUACUUUUUCUCAAACCUAUCUCGGCUUAUACACAAUUCCUCAAAAGAUACGCUUCAGAAUUACAUGAUGUGGCGAGUUGUAUUCUCUCAACUCUCCAGACUUUCUCUACCUUUCCGGCGAGCCGCAGAAAGUCUGACAUACAGUGUUUAUGGGAUAAAGGGUGUUAUACCAAGGUGGCAAGAAUGCUUAAAAUAUGCAAAGCAACAAUUUUCAACGGCCCUUGGGAUUAUGUUUGCAAAAGAAACAUUUACACCUGCAAUGAAAAAAGAUGUGCGUCACUUAGCCUCGUACAUUAAAGAAGCAUUCAGACGCAACUUGAAAUCAAUUCAGUGGCUUGACCGACCUUCCAAAGUCGCAUUAUCAAAGCAGCUGGACAGAAUCUCUGUAAAAAUUGGCUACCGAAACAAAUAUAAGGAAUCUCCGGAACUUCUUGAUAAGUUGUACUCGUUUGAGGUUCAACCAUAUACUUUCUUUGAAAACUACAGACGAAGUGUUAAAGCCAAAAUUGAUCUUUCUGCUGGAAAGUUAGCAAGCGAUGUUGACUAUACAGAGUGGCAACGCCCAUAUUUUGAAGCAAACGCUUAUUUCUCUGAACAGCGAAAACACAUGAUUUUUCCUGCUGGAUUUCUGCAGUCGCCAUUCUACAUUAAGGAUGCUCCUCGUGUUGUCAACUUUGGAGCGGUUGGUUCUACCAUCGGUCACGAGUUAAUUCACGGGUUCGAUGAUAUCGUAAAUCGCUUUAACGACGACGGAAGUGUGAAGGAUUGGUGGACUACCCAAGUAUUAGUGAACUACUCGCAACAGGCUGACUGUGUUACACAAACUUACAACCGUUACAGUAACUUUAUCGGUGCUUCUUCUGAGAAGGAAAACAUUGCGGAUAUGGCUGGAGUUAAACUUUCGUACAAGGCAUAUCAGUUAUGGAAACAAAGCCAACAAAAAAUGUCAAGUUUUCGCGACGUUCUACCAGGCUUGUCUCUUUCAAACGACCAAGUCUUCUUCGUUAGCUACGCACAGUCGUGGUGCAACAAGCGUGUUGGAGUCUCUCAGCCUAAUCUCUCUGGUGCGCAUGCGCCUGAAAAGUACCGCGUCAUCGGCAGUUUGUCGCAAUUCCAAAAGUUUUCCGAUGUUUUCUCUUGCGAGCCAGGUCGUCCUAUGAAUCCUGUACAAAAGUGUUCUGUAUGGUGAACAACUAUGACGAUGCAAACUUACACUAAUAUGUCCAUAAUUGUAACUUUGCAAGGUCGUCUAUAAUCUGUAAUGUGAAAACAAUCCUGUACCAUUUGCUUGUGUAUUUUACCAUCGACAUUCUUAGUUGCUUAUUUCCUUUAAGUCCCAAUAAAUAAACGAACGUUGUUCCUC
Messenger RNA from Ciona intestinalis (vase tunicate), 3459 nucleotides. The record is from RefSeq and is a predicted model, not a curated record. NCBI's taxonomy places the organism in Eukaryota, Metazoa, Chordata, Ascidiacea, Phlebobranchia, Cionidae.